CUAUCUUUAACUGAUUUAUUAACCCAACCAGCUUCAGCGAAGGAAUUUCGGUUUCAUUUUCUUUGUUCCUUCUAUAUCGAUUUCUAUUUAGUUCACUUUUUGCAUAUUCAUAGGAUUUCAUUAUGCCUGGCUUUAAGGUAGGAGAAUUAAUAUUAACUUGUACACCAUAUUCUUAUGUUUUAAAUAAUAAGUUUAAAAAUCAAUAUUGUGACUUUUGUUUUAAAGAGAACAAUCGACUGAAAAAAUGCUCUCGAUGUUCAUUUACUUAUUACUGUGAUAAAAAUUGCCAAGUAAAGGCUUGGCAAAUGCAUCAAAUUGAAUGCAAAUAUCUUAAAAACUGUGUUGGGGAGAAACCAGAUGAAACAACGCGUGCUUUUGCUCUUUUAAUACUUCAAGUUAAAAAGCAUGGCGUUGAUAAACCAAUCAUAAAUGUAGGUGUUCGAAAAGUAUCAUUUGCAACACUAAUGUCUCACGCGGAGGAUAUUAAGCGGGAUCUGAAAGUAAAAAAGAAGAUCGAGCAUUUUUCUGUGCUUCUUCGGAAGUAUAUUGGAUCUGAGAAUACGCCUUCUUUUGAUGAAUUAACUGAAAUCAUUGGAAAAACGAUAAUAAACUCAUUCACUAUUCUUGAUGUGUCGUCAACAGAGGGCAUUGGGAAAGGUCUUUAUUUAGAAGCUUCGGUUUUUGACCAUUCCUGUGAUCCUGAUGCUCUUGUUGUUUUUGAGGGUACAACUUUAAGUGUCAGAAUGAGAAGAAAUAUAUCUCAUCGAAACAUUUGUGACGUUCGUAUUUCAUACUUGGAUGUUUUCCUACAGUUAACUGAUCAGAGACGAAUGCUUCUGCAGGAAAAAUAUUAUUUUCAUUGUGAAUGUGAACAUUGCACUUCACUUAAAUUCGAUGAUUUAAUGACAAAACUCUUAGCUGACACUGAUGAAGCUAAACAAAAAGCACUUGCCUGUCAAAAAGAGUUUAAAGAGAAAGAACAACGGUUUGAAAGUUUGUCGUCGAUAAACCCGCAACUUGUUUUGGAAGAAUGCAAAAAGUUACUAAAAGCACAGUCUGAAGUCCUUGCUGAUUCACACAUCUGUAAAAUUAAAACCCUGCAAAUUGCUUGGGAUACUUUCCUUCAGCUGAAUGCACCUGAAGAAUCGAUUAAAAUGGCUUCUUGCUUAGAAAAAUACUUAAAACUGUAUUAUGGAAAUGUUAAUAUUGUGUUGGGAUCUUUCUAUCUUUAUUAUGGUAUACAUUUGCAUUCAUUAGGUCAUAAGAAAGAAGGUGCUUCCAAAAUGUCUGAGUCUGACAAUAUAUUUAAAAUUAUUUUUGGAACACAACAUCCAUUCUACAAAUCAGUAGAAUUUUAUAAACAAACUUUGAAACUAUAAUACUACUUUUUCCCCCCUCAUAUGUCAUUAAUUCUGUAUUUUAGUGUACAUUAAAAUAUUUCUUCAUUUGAUGGUGGCAGAUUAACAUCUAAAUUGCAUAGUAUUUGAUAUAACUGUUAAUAAAUCACUAUAACUAAAAAAUA
Parasteatoda tepidariorum (common house spider) is the source of this 1522-nucleotide messenger RNA. Its product is annotated as histone-lysine N-methyltransferase Smyd1-like. The record is from RefSeq and is a predicted model, not a curated record. Gene Ontology annotation, cellular component: nucleus. NCBI's taxonomy places the organism in Eukaryota, Metazoa, Arthropoda, Arachnida, Araneae, Theridiidae.